This is a messenger RNA of Chrysochloris asiatica (Cape golden mole), 1869 nucleotides long. RefSeq names its product glycerol kinase 5 (putative) (gene GK5). Gene Ontology annotation, cellular component: mitochondrion. The record is from RefSeq and is a predicted model, not a curated record. The transcript has 17 exons. Gene Ontology annotation, molecular function: glycerol kinase activity. Gene Ontology annotation, biological process: glycerol-3-phosphate biosynthetic process; glycerol metabolic process; triglyceride metabolic process. Bases 28 to 1869 code for a protein of 613 amino acids. Lineage: Eukaryota; Metazoa; Chordata; Mammalia; Afrosoricida; Chrysochloridae.
CUGACUUCAGGAGCUUGUGGGGUCUGGAUGUCUGGACUGCCAGCUGUCCCGGAGCAGGGGCUCCCGGAGCAGGGCGCGCCAGGUCCGCUGCACGCAGGCUUCGUGCUGGGACUGGACGUGGGCAGCUCUGUGAUCCGCUGCCACGUCUAUGACCGUGCGGCGCAGGUCCGCGGCUCCAGCGAGCAGAAGGUAGAAAGUCUUUAUCCUCAAACUGGAUGGGUUGAAAUUGAUCCUGAUGUCCUCUGGGUUCAAUUUGUUGCUGUAAUAAAAGAAGCUGUCAAAGCUGCAGGAAUAGAGAUGAAACAAAUUGUUGGUCUGGGCAUUUCAACGCAGAGAGCAACGUUUAUUACGUGGGACAAGAAAACAGGAAAUCAUUUUCACAACUUCAUAAGUUGGCAAGACCUAAGAGCUGCUGACCUUGUAAAAUCUUGGAAUAAUUCUCUUAUAAUUAAGCUUAUUCACAGUUCCUGCCGACUGCUUCAUUUUGUUACUAGAAGUAAACGACUUUUAGCAGCCAGUUUUUUCACUUUUACAACCCAGCAUGUUUCUUUGAGAUUGGCCUGGGUUUUACAGAAUAUGAUGGAGGUACGAAAAGCAGCUGAAGAAGAAAAUUGCUGUUUUGGCACUGUUGAUACUUGGUUGUUAUAUAAGCUCACAAAAGGUUCUGAAUAUGCCACAGAUUUUUCAAAUGCCAGUACAACUGGACUUUUUGACCCAUAUAAGAUGUGUUGGAGCGGGCUCAUUACUUCCUUGCUUUCGAUCCCACUCUCGCUCCUGCCUCCCCUGAGGGACACAAGUCACAAUUUUGGAACAGUGGAUGAAGAGAUAUUUGGUGUGCCUAUUCCAAUUGUGGCCUUGGUGGCCGACCAGCAGUCCGCCAUGUUUGGAGAGUGCUGCUUCCAUGCCGGAGAUGUGAAAUUGACCAUGGGAACCGGGACUUUUUUGGAUAUUAAUACUGGGAACCACCCUGAACAAACUAUUGGAGGUUUUUAUCCAUUGAUUGGGUGGAAGAUUGGACAAGAAAUUGUUUGCUUGGCUGAAGGCAAUGCAGGAGACACUGGAACCGCCAUAAAAUGGGCUCAACAGUUAAAUCUUUUUACAGAUGCUAAUGAGACUGAAAAAAUGGCCAAAAAUUUAGAAGAUGCUGAAGGAGUUUGUUUCGUCCCAUCUUUUAGUGGAUUGCAGGCUCCAAUGAAUGACCCCUGUGCGUGUGCCUCUUUUAUGGGUUUGAAGCCUUCCACCAGUAAAGACCAUCUCGUAAGAGCAAUAUUGGAGUCAUUAGCAUUCAGAAAUAAGCAGUUAUAUGACAUGAUGCAGAAAGAGAUCCGUAUCCCUAUAACAAAAAUCCGGGCAGAUGGAGGUGUCUGCAAAAACAACUUUGUCAUGCAGAUGACAUCAGACCUGAUUAACCAGAAGAUAGACAGACCAGCACACAUUGACAUGUCCUGCCAAGGUGCUGCUUCUCUGGCUGGCCUUGCUAUUGGGUUUUGGACUGACAAGGAGGAAUUAAAGAAGCUGAGGCAAAGUGAAAUGGUUUUCAAGCCACAGAAGAAAUGGCAAGAGUAUGAAAUGAGUAUGGAAAAUUGGGUGAAAGCAGUGAAGCGUUCCAUGAACUGGUAUACCAAGACAUGUCCUCGCUGCACCCCAGCAAGGGCAGAGGUCGGAGAUGGAAAUGGGAAGGUAGGGGCAGAAGAGAAACCCGAGAUCUCCACCCUCAUCUCCGGAGCGAGGGCGUAUCCCUAUAGGUUCGGCACCUCUUUGCAACCCCUCCCGCUCCAGGGAACUUCAAAGAAAUCUCCCAGACGCCGUGGGCGUGAGCAGGGCGCACGAGACCACACCCCUCACCUGAAGGCCACGCCCACAUUGUAG